AUGGCGGGGCAGAAGACCGCCAUCCUGUCGGUAUACGACAAGACAGGUCUCUUGGAUCUCGCUAAGGGUCUCCAUGACCAAGGGGUGAGAAUUCUGGCUUCUGGUGGCACAGCAAAGAUGAUUCGAGAGGCCAAUUUCCCAGUCGAAGAUGUCUCUGCGAUUACCAAGGCUCCAGAGAUGCUUGGUGGAAGAGUGAAGACGCUGCACCCAGCCGUCCAUGGAGGAAUCCUUGCAAGAAAUUUGGACUCGGAUAGCAAAGACCUUGCUGAGAACAGCAUCGAUAAGAUUGACUUUGUUGUUUGCAACCUCUAUCCAUUCUCGGAAACUGUUGCUCGGAUCAACGUUACCAUUCCCGAAGCUGUGGAGGAGAUAGAUAUUGGAGGUGUGACUCUGCUUCGAGCUGCGGCAAAGAACCAUUCCCGAGUCACCAUCAUCAGCGACCCAAAGGACUACCACGACUUCCUGACCGAGCUAGAGAAGGAUGGAGAGGUUUCGGAAAAGAGCAGGCAGAGAUAUGCGCUGAAGGCAUUCGAGCAGACGGCCGGGUACGAUAGUGCGAUCUCAGACUUCUUCCGCAAGAAGUAUGCUGGCGAGGGCGAGCAGCAAUUGCCGCUUCGAUACGGCGCCAAUCCCCAUCAGAAACCAGCAACGGUCUUCAUGCAGGACUCACAGCUACCCUUUAAGGUCCUUUGCGGAGCGCCAGGAUACAUCAAUCUUCUAGAUGCUCUCAACGCUUGGCCACUUGUCCAAGAGCUCAGCAACGCGCUUAAUUACCCUGCAGCUGCAAGUUUUAAGCACGUAUCUCCAGCGGGCGCUGCUAUCGGAGUCCCUCUGAGUGACGACGAGAGGAAGGCAUACAUGGUUGAUGAUAUUGAUGGCAUUGAGAGUUCUGGGUUAGCCCAAGCUUACGCCCGUGCCCGUGGAGCUGAUCGAAUGUCAAGCUUCGGAGACAUGAUAGCCCUCUCGCACGAAGUAGAUUUGACUACAGCAAAAAUCAUCAGUCGUGAAGUGUCCGACGGCGUCGUCGCUCCGAAGUAUACCGAUGAGGCAUUAGAAAUCCUCAAGAAAAAGAAAGGAGGAAAGUACCUUGUGCUGCAAAUGGACCCAGACUAUGUGCCACCAAUGGAAGAGACCAGGAGUGUGUUCGGUGUUAACCUUCGCCAACACCGGAAUGAUGCAAAGAUCUCACCAGCUGAUACGUUCAACACCGUCAUCACCCCAAAGAACUCACCUCCGCUCCCGGAAUCUGCCCUUCGAGACUUGGCUAUAGCUACUAUUUCCUUGAAAUAUACCCAAUCGAACAGCGUAUGCUAUGCUCUCAAUGGUCAGCUCAUCGGUCUUGGUGCGGGCCAGCAAUCCCGAAUCCACUGCACCCGUCUCGCCGGUGAUAAAGCUGACAACUGGUGGAUGCGCUUCCAUGAACGGACCCUAAGUCUUAAAUGGAAAAAGGGCACAAAGCGACCCUCCAAGUCUAAUGCAAUUGACCUCCUUUGUAGUGGACUUGUGCCAGAAUCCGGUAUCGAACGCGACGAUUUCGAGUCUAACUUCGAGGAGGGCCAGGUUCCCCAGGUUUUCAGCACCGAGGAGCGGAAGGCGUGGCUGGAAAAGCUGAAGGACGUAGCUGUUAGCUCUGAUGCCUUCUUCCCCUUCAUCGACAAUAUCUUCCGGACGGCACGUAGCGGGGCGAAAUAUAUCGCAGCGCCGACAGGGAGCCAGAAUGAUGGAGCUGUGUUCGACACUGCGGAGAAGUUAGGUAUCACUUUCGUCGAGCAGCACAUUCGACUGUUCCACCACUGA
Messenger RNA from Lindgomyces ingoldianus, 1797 nucleotides. RefSeq names its product AICARFT/IMPCHase bienzyme. Gene Ontology annotation, cellular component: cytosol. The transcript has 4 exons. Bases 1 to 1797 code for a protein of 598 amino acids. Gene Ontology annotation, biological process: 'de novo' IMP biosynthetic process. The record is from RefSeq and is a predicted model, not a curated record. Lineage: Eukaryota; Fungi; Ascomycota; Dothideomycetes; Pleosporales; Lindgomycetaceae. Gene Ontology annotation, molecular function: phosphoribosylaminoimidazolecarboxamide formyltransferase activity; IMP cyclohydrolase activity.